ACUGUUUGCUGGAAUAUUCCGGGCAUCGUUUAAACUUAGACAUGGAGGGACUGAAUCAUUUGUGGGAACCUGUUCACUUCUGACGGAGUCAUUAGGCAUUUCAGGAAGAUCAGAUGAAAGGUCGGGGGUUUAACUUGAAUUUGGAGACUUUUUACGCGCGUGGAUAGCCUCGUCCUGUAGCUCAACAGUUUGUGACUUUAUUUAGAGUUAGGAGUAAUGACCGUGUCUUUGGAGCUGAAUAAUGGACCUGGUGUCAUGACAUUUUAUACAGAACUUGUGAUUUUCUGGACUCAUCUCAAGUGGCCUCAUGAGAGAUAAUCCGUUUUUAUAUAGAGUGGAACUAUUUACAUUUUAAAGUCAUUUAAAACGGAGUUUAUAACAGGAAUCAUUUGUUAGCGAGUCAAAUGGCAGAGGAAUAUGAGCUGUACGGGGCUUCAGAGUUUAUUAAAGACAGGCUGUACUUUACCACUCUACGUGUCAAACCAAAGAACACGGCCAACACACACUACUUCAGCACGGAUGAGGAGUUCAUCUAUGAGAGUUUCUAUGCAGACUUUGGGCCCCUCAACCUGGCCAUGCUGUACAGAUACUGCUGCAAACUCAACAAGAAGCUCAAGUCCUUCACCAUGUCUAGAAAGAAACUGGUCCACUACACCAGUUAUGACCAGAAGAAGAAAGCCAAUGCUGCCGUUCUCAUCGGUGCCUACACUGUAAUCUAUUUGAAAAGAAGCCCAGAAGAAGCCUACAGGACUCUGAUCUCAGGAAACAACACAGGCUACCUGCCGUUCAGGGAUGCAGCAGUUGGAGAGUGCUCCUUCAGCCUCACUGUCCUCGACUGCUUACAAGGAAUACGCAAGGCAUUACAACACGGUUUCUUUGACUUUGAAAAUUUCCAUGUUGAGGAAUAUGAACAUUAUGAGCGAGUAGAAAACGGGGAUAUGAACUGGAUCAUUCCAGGGAAAGUUCUGGCGUUCAGCAGCCCUCACUCUCGCAGUAAGAUCGAGAAUGGUUAUCCUCUCCACGCACCAGAGGCGUAUUUUACAUACUUUUGCCAAAAUGACGUCACAGCUGUGGUCCGUUUAAACAGGAAGUUGUAUGAUGGCAGGCGGUUUGAGGAUGCAGGAUUCGAGCACCAUGACCUCUUCUUCCUGGAUGGGACCACGCCCUCCGACCUCAUCGUUAGGCGCUUCCUGCACGUGUGUGAAAGCACUGAAGGAGCCGUGGCUGUGCACUGUAAAGCUGGCCUGGGCCGUACAGGCACUCUGAUUGGCUGCUACCUGAUGAAGCACUUCCGGUUCACUGCAGCUGAGGCCAUCGCUUGGAUCAGAAUUUGCCGGCCUGGAUCCAUCAUCGGCCCCCAGCAGAACUUCUUGGAGGAGAAGCAGCACAGUUUGUGGGUCCAGGGCGACGUCCAUCGCUCCAAGCAGAAACUGGUGCAGCAGAGGCUGAGUCGACGGCAGCAUCUACAACAGCAGUGUCACCAGCAGCAGCUCCACAGCCCUGACUGUGAGGCAGAGAAACAGGAAGCCAUGUCCCACCUACUCUCCAGCAUGGACGACCUGUCAAUCAACACCACGCUUUACAAAUCAUACAGCUUGGAUGAGAAUAACUGUAAAGAAGGCAGUCUAACUCAGGGAGACAAACUGAGAGCGCUGAAGGGAAGACGACCACCUAGAUCGGCCUCCUCCUCCUCAAGGUUGAACCUGUCCAAGGCCUCUCACUGCUCCAUUCCCCCGCCUCCUAGGCCCCUUAAGGGCCCCCUGUCCUUCUCCUCCUCUUCCUCCUCUUCUAAGAAGCUGAUACGAAGCUCCUCCUCCUCCACCAUGCACAUCAAGAGUCCCUUCAGCCUCGGUCUGUUCAGCACCAGGCCUGCUGUCAUUCACUGACUUCACAGUUUGGACGUUUCCAUUCUGCUCACAAGUCGAGUCGACUGAUGAUGGAGUGAAAAACAGGACCACCAACAUGCUGUGGUUGUCUGGGCCUUAAACAUUUUAUCAACCUCGACAAAGUAACUGCACUUUAAAUGUAGGGAUUCAUCGCAGAGUCAACUAAAAGUAAAGAAACACCUUCUGAUAUGAAAAUGUUCAAGGACUACACCAGCUUUGAAAGUGAAAUGAAAGUUGGCACCAAAACUCAUGUCCCUGUCUCUAGUAGAAAAUAAGCUCAUGGUAUGUUCAAAGAUAAAACACACACAAUUAUAGAGAAACAAUUUCACAGACAAGUUUAAUUAGUAAACCAUCGUACCUAUAUGUACCUAUAUACAGACUACCUGGUAGUCUGUAAGUACUCCUUUACUUAAGUAAAAGUAGAAAUAUAACAAUGCAAUGUUAUGCAAUGCUUUCAAAAACCUACUUAAGUAAAAGUACAGGAGUAUUAUCUGCAAAAUGUAUUUUAAGUCUGUCAGAUAACUGUAGUGCAGUAAAAAGUACAGUAUUUCCCUUUAAAAAGGGAUGAAAGGAAAAGACUCAAGCAACUUACAAGUACCUAAAAUUUGUGUGCACUACUUACGUAAAUGUACUUUCCAGUGCUGUGAACAUCUUUCCCAGUUUACACACGACUUCCUGCAAACCUCAAAACUGAAGUAAAACUUCCACCAAGUAAUAAAAAACAAUACCAACUUUAGAUCAUACCAUCUCUAUACUUUGGAUAAUUCUGCUGCAACUACGUUUGACUACCAUAAAACUUCAAUUAAUAGCCUGGGCUUUUAUUUGCUUAAAUCACUGAGCUCUCCCUGCUCAUUGUUUCCGUCAAAUAAACUGAACGAUUAAGUUGUGGAGAAUCUACGGAUCUACCGAUGUGUAGCAAGUCCAUACUGACAAAAAACUUUUAUAUUGCUAUGCAUAAUCUUAGAACUAGGAGCUUACAAUUAGCUAAAGCAGGUGACCCGGCACUUUUAUACAUCCAGAGAACUUCUAUAAAAACCAGACUAGGCGUCUAAUUGAGACCUGCGUUUACUUGUCAAAAUAUUUAGCCACAGUUAAAGGGACUAAGUGGGACAAGGCUAAUUGGAGUUUUACGGCAAUUAACUUAUUUUACAUUUGAGUAUGAAACGUGAUUUUGGUGUCAGUCGGAUGAUGUGAUAGUUCAGGUGGCGCACGGACCCAGCUUCAUAGUCGUAGUUGUUUAAAAAAGCAAGCACGGUGUUUUACAAUCUUACCAGCUCGAGAAAGUCAAUAAGUGAGUAAUAAUCAGAGGAAGGUUUUCUGUUUUCCAUCUGAAACGCCCGUUUGAAUGUAACACAAUGUUUAAAAGAGGAGUGGAAACGAAGCCAUAUGAAUCUCAAAUGCACUUUAUUAUUAGAACUCUAACAUAUUAAAAACUAAUGAUUAGUAAAUGUUUGUUUUGAAUCGAGCAAAGACCACAGAGAAUGAACAGUUUAUGGAGAGAUCAGUAAGUUAUCAAACAAACUAAGGCAACAGAAACGUUGGAUUACAGGGGUACAAAUGAAAAUAAUAAUAACAUUUUUGGUAGAUAUGUUUAGUUUUUUAACCAAAAAUGUAACUCAUGCAAGUCAUUCAUGAAGGGAAGUUUUUCUGUUUGUCUGUGUUAAACCAUUUUUCUCCUUUCUGAGCAAAUGUGUGUAUUGAGAUUAUCUGUUUUAUGUUGUUAUGUUGUUUGCUGCAACAUGAACUCUGUUCACUUUUGAAACUGUGCUGUUACGAAAUAUGACGUGAUAAUG
Molecule: messenger RNA, 3679 nt
Organism: Micropterus salmoides (largemouth bass)
Lineage: Eukaryota; Metazoa; Chordata; Actinopteri; Centrarchiformes; Centrarchidae
Product: dual specificity protein phosphatase CDC14AB-like
Exons: 14
Coding region: 405-1886 (493 amino acids)
Biological process (GO): positive regulation of cytokinesis; cilium assembly; protein dephosphorylation
Cellular component (GO): nucleolus; spindle pole; centrosome
Molecular function (GO): protein tyrosine/serine/threonine phosphatase activity; protein serine/threonine phosphatase activity
Source: RefSeq, a predicted model, not a curated record